This is a messenger RNA of Mytilinidion resinicola, 397 nucleotides long. RefSeq lists its product as uncharacterized. The transcript has a single exon. Bases 56 to 307 code for a protein of 83 amino acids. NCBI's taxonomy places the organism in Eukaryota, Fungi, Ascomycota, Dothideomycetes, Mytilinidiales, Mytilinidiaceae. The record is from RefSeq and is a predicted model, not a curated record.
UCUACUCCGAGCUCGGAGUAUAAACGACAGUCUGCCUUCGCUGGGGCAUACUGCGAUGGUACCGUAUGCAGGUAUGAGCGGAGUGUGCCGGAGCCCGAUCCUGAACGGCUGGUCCAAUAAGAAGCCGAGUCUUAAGAAGUUUCUUGCAGGGGGGUUCGCCAUGUUAUUAGUACUCGCAAGCUCGUCUAGAAGACAGUUCGUGGGCACGCAUCUUCGUAUGGAGGGCAUGACUGGGUGCAAGAACGCCUCAGUCCGCGGCCGGAGUUGGAGCCAGACUCUGCCGACAUCGGGGGCCCAUCUGAGCUGACCGUUUGAGGAAAUGCACAAUGCAGUGAAGAGAUACAAGGUAAGGACGCGAAAUCUAUGGAUAUAUACAAUAUAUGGCUGCUUGUUUACG